CAAUUGCAUGUCAAUGAGACUUGCAAUACGCCUGCAAGGCCGGCGCCGCUGCUGAGGCUCCGAGAGUGUUGUGUAGCUUGCUGUGGGUUAAUGUAGAAGAGGACACCUUCCUGUGCGGUAAGACCGUCGCUUGUCGUCUGCAUUUGCUGCGUUAUACCGGUAGGAUACGCAAAUCCCUGGUCCGUCAAACUAUUUCUAAGCGUUCGACAAAGUUGGCUGCGCCAUUGUGUCCAACAGGUUGCGCUAGUAGUUCUCGAAUUGAAGUUCUGUCGUGCCAACGUUGCGAUGCACGUUAAUCACAACGUGUAUUUGACGUACCAGGCUACCUGGUUGUAGAAGAUAUGGUCCACCGCAGUUCAGUAUGUGUCGGAGCGCUCUGUGUUCGUCUACACGCCGCUUGAUUUCGACGCCACGCUCAGGUCAGUCCCCAUGGCGCUGCGUGAGAUCAUGAUUCCCGGGUCGCGACUUGUGCCAUUGCUAGAGAAGCUGGCCGUAGUCACCGUGGCCGGUGGCGAGGGCACCUCCUCCUGGUUCUCCUCGCUCCCGGCGCGAGCACGAAGAAAAAGCUUCCGUAAGAUCACUGCCAGCAGCGCAACCCCAAGUGCCACAGCGAGGAUGGCAACAAUCAAGACCGUGUUCGAGUCAUCGCUACCGGAGUCGGUCUCGCUAGAUGAACCCCCAGCGACGCCAUCUCCGGUUCGCGACGCGGACACGGAAGUCGGUUCUGUGGUCGUCGAAGGUACAGAUGUAUCCGUUGUACUGGAUGCUGCACUGUUGCUAGAGCUUGUGCUGCUAAUGAUUGAGAAGACGUUGGAACAGUCGACUCCGAACGCACAGGAGCCGUCCACUUUAACGUAGCAGGCGUCAUCCGUGAAGGUGACGCAUGGUGGACACUCACCGGUGGCGACGCUGCAGGGUACGGUAGACACGCCGCCUUCAUAGCACGUCUUGAUCCUGGCACACUGUGAUGCCGUGCUGUUGGCUGUAGACUCGGCGCUUGUACCUGCACGAUCACAAGACCUUAUUAGUCAUGCUCUCCGAUAUCUCCACCGAAAUAAGCAAGUUAAGUAGCGUUCCUGCACUGCUGGCGAGGACCAGCACGACGAAUUGCCUCACUAUUCGCACCAUUGCUUGCAAGUCCUCCGUGCGGCGCGCGCUUCCUCUCUCUAUGGAGACA
Molecule: messenger RNA, 1177 nt
Organism: Phytophthora nicotianae INRA-310
Lineage: Eukaryota; Oomycota; Peronosporomycetes; Peronosporales; Peronosporaceae
Exons: 1
Coding region: 430-858 (142 amino acids)
Source: RefSeq, a predicted model, not a curated record